Messenger RNA from Galleria mellonella (greater wax moth), 2949 nucleotides. It is a transcript of the gene rasp, whose product is annotated as protein-cysteine N-palmitoyltransferase Rasp. Gene Ontology annotation, biological process: protein palmitoylation. Gene Ontology annotation, molecular function: palmitoyltransferase activity. The transcript has 4 exons. NCBI's taxonomy places the organism in Eukaryota, Metazoa, Arthropoda, Insecta, Lepidoptera, Pyralidae. Gene Ontology annotation, cellular component: endoplasmic reticulum. The coding region runs from base 429 to 2021 and encodes 530 amino acids. The record is from RefSeq and is a predicted model, not a curated record.
UUGUAUAAGAAGAUAGGAGAUAAUCAUAUGAAUUAGUUUUUAUCAUUCCUUUUAUGUAAUUCCUUGUUCUUAGAUACCAAUAGCUCAGGCGGGGUUACUAUUUCAUUUUCACCCAUUAAAAAAAGCAUACACACAAUAUCUCCAAUUUGUGACACAAACUAGCACCCAAAGAUUUCGGUUGGCACCCUAAGAACAUUCCUUAUUUUUAGGAACGAGGCUAGCAUCCAACCUAGCAACUGUCAAGUGACAUACACUUGACAUUGACAUAUUAAAAGUUUAUAGAGAAUAUUUUAUUUCCAUUCAUUCAUUCAUGUAGGUGUCUAUUUGUAUAUAAAUUGUCUGCAUUGAGAUGCCGGAUAAAUUUAAAAUUUUAAAAGUAUUCUGUAUUUAUUCCAAAUAGUUGUAAAUUAAGUGUUGCAGUAAUUACAAUGGAAAUAAAAAUUAAUAGUUUAGAGGUCGUGUUUUAUUUUUGUGUGUGGAUAGUUUCGAAUCUUUACUCCUUACACUUGUUGUUUGAAACUCAAACAGAUAUUUUAAAUAAUAAUAAUGAAUUAACAUAUAGUUUGAGUGAUAUGAGUUCUGGUUGGAGAAUAUUAUCUAGGCCCAAAGAUAUUUCAGAUGUAGAAUGGAGUAGUUGGAAAUAUUUUAUACAAUCAUCAUGGCAUUAUUUGGUGUUCCAAUUUUUUGUCUCCGAGAUAUUAAGAAGAACUAAGUUAACAAUAUUGAAAUAUUGGUACAUAAUGUCAAGUGUGAUAUUUAUUGUUUUCCACAUGGGAUUUAAGCAGUUAUUUGUAAUUUCUGCACAACCAAUAAUAUUCGGUACAAUUAUAUCUUGUGGUGGAAAUAAAAUAAGCAUAUGGCUUACUGGUAUAUUGCUUCUAGUGAGUUAUAACUCACUUAAAUACAAAUAUUUCUUUUGGUAUUUCUUGGAUCGUAAAGAGCUUCAAGAUGAAGAAGUGUACUUGAUUUUAUUUACCAUAGCCUGGAUUGAGUUGAGGUGUAUUAGCUUUUGCAUUGAUUAUGUUGACAAAAAAGAAAAGCAUAGGACUCCUAAUAGUGUUAACCAUAAUUAUCCCACAGUGGUCGAAACCACUGUUGACAUGUUCAGUUAUAUAUUGUAUUUGCCACUUUUGUAUAUUGGACCCAUGAUUCUUUAUCAAGAUUUUGAAAAAAGCUUUUCUAGACCUAAAGAAAAAUUUACAUUACGACUUAAAAUUUUUAUUUGGGAUAUGUUCUUAUUUCUUAUUUAUACAUUUCUAUUGGACUUUGCCUUUCACUAUAUUUAUUUUUUAGCUAUGCAGAACGAUAUGGAGGCUAUUAGAAAAUUGCCCACUAUAGCACUUUGUGGUGGUGGACUGUGGAUGGGCCUGGAAUUUCACAUGAAGUAUGUUAUAUCCUAUGGUACAACUGCUGCAUUUGCUCGAUUAGACAACAUCAACGCUCCACCAACUCCUAGAUGUAUAGCCAGGGUACAUGUCUAUUCCCAGAUGUGGAGAUAUUUUGAUGUUGGUCUCUACAGAUUUCUAGUCAAAUACAUCUACAAGCCUAGUUUCAAUACUUUAUCGAAAUAUUUUGUGUUCUCUGAGUCAACUAACAAAUUAAUAGCAUCAUUUGCCACAUUUGUAUUUAUAUUUAUGUGGCAUGGAACGGUUUGGAACAUAUUUGUGUGGUCAGUUUUAAAUUUCUUCGGAAUUACAUUAGAACACAUAGGCAAAGGCAUAUCAGGAGGUGUAAUGUACAAAUGGUUUAAGACUAAUGUACUAAAGACAGAUGAGAUGGAAACACGUUUUAUUGCUUUAUUAUGUACUCCACUAUUAGCUCUAUCAGCAGUAUCAAAUUUUUAUCUGUUUGGUGGUACUAAAAUUGGUGACUUAUUCUUUGAAUGUGUUCUGAAUCCAUCACUUUGGAAUUCAUUGCAAGUAAGUGUUGCAUUGUAUUCUUGCUGUCAAGUAUCUAUGGCGUUGAAGGAUGUAGGUUCAAGAACAGAUAGAAGAAAGACUGAUGUUACAUCAACAUCCUAAUUUUAGUUCCUUUAGUUUAUUCAUGUAUUAAAAUUUCUGUGAUAUUAGUUGUGUUUAUGUCUAUUAAGAAUACAUUUUGUAUAUUUAACUGACUUGGCUACAUAUCAGUUCCACUCAUUAAGAUUUUAAUUGUCAGUAUUAUAAUUAUUUUAAAAAUAAAUAUUAAUAUUUUUCGUAAGGUUGGAAAUGGUUAACUCACAAAUAACUGUAAGUCAGGCCUUUAAAUAUUAAAGAUAAGUGUAUUUUAUAAAUUAUAUUAAAGUCAAUUUUAUAGUAAGUUCCUCAGCUUCAUGUAAUAGUCAUGAGUAAAUGUCAAUUAACAUACUACUUAAUUUUAUUAAGAUUUAAUUUAAUUUUGAAAUAAUUGCUGACAAUUACCUAUAUAAUUAUAAAAACCCCUGAGGGUACAUUGAAGUUGACUUCUACAUAAAAAUUAUGUUUUGUAUAUAUAUACUACCUAACUACUAAAUGGAUUGUAGUUUACCUAUAUCCAUUUCAACAAAUUAUGAUAUUCAUUCAAUGAUUUUUUUAAACAAAUGAGUCUUCAUGGAAUAAAACAUUAAAAUAAUAAGAAUCAACAAAUGUUAACUCAUGUAUUCAAUUAAAUAUAGAUAUAUAUAGGUAUUAUACAGCUAUAAAUUGAUAUGUAUUGGAGCCUUUUAGUAAUAGAUAUGAAUGUAUGUGCAUUGCUUCUAUUAGAUCAUUUGCGUCGCCUGUUAUACCCGCGGCUUUAUGCAAUUGUAUCAGUUCCUUUCUGGUGAACACAUCUUUGCCUAAUUGGUUUAUUUGUCUUCUUAAAAUGUCUAAGAAUCUUUUCAACUGAAACAAUGUUAUGCCCAAUUAAAAUGUGUAUUUUUGGUAUAUUUUUAUACAGCAAGUAUUAUUUAAGUUUAUAAAAGUAUUAAUAAAAUAUACAUAUGACAUAUAA